AUGCCUGAAUUUAUCAUUGGCGUUGAAUACUGUGGUUUGCCUCGCUGUUGUGGCACCUGUGGUGUUUUUGGACAUGAUUGUUCUCUUCCGCCUGCUGGAGUUCCUACCAAGCGUGUCUGGCGACGUAAACAAGCCAAUGUUCUUGCAUUGGGACAAACUGAGACUGCUGGUGCUGAUGUUGGGAUUUCAUUGCCUGAGCAAGUGGUGCAGGAUGUUGGCGAGAAGGAAAUUGUACAGGAUACAGGUAAAGGAGCUACUGUGGAUAAAGGUAAAAAGGUCAUGGAAGAUUCUACUCCCCCUGUCACUCCGAGUGCUCUACCUUCUCAAGAAGAAUUUAAUAAAGUGAUUAAUGGUGCUAAAGCAAGGUCUAACCUGAAGCUGCCUACUCCUGUAUUGCAUUCGAAUGCGUUUGAAUUACUGUGUGGCCAAAGAGAUAUUAUAUUGCAGGCUCCUCCAAAAAAAGGAGGUAGAGAUGGUCUUCGAAGUAAAGGGGGAACCACCAAGGUGGUUGCUACCCGUAAAUGA
Linum trigynum is the source of this 525-nucleotide messenger RNA. Lineage: Eukaryota; Viridiplantae; Streptophyta; Magnoliopsida; Malpighiales; Linaceae. The record is from the annotation of a GenBank genome assembly.